Messenger RNA from Pelobates fuscus (common spadefoot toad), 3881 nucleotides. RefSeq names its product von Willebrand factor A domain containing 5B2 (gene VWA5B2). NCBI's taxonomy places the organism in Eukaryota, Metazoa, Chordata, Amphibia, Anura, Pelobatidae. The coding region runs from base 6 to 3881 and encodes 1291 amino acids. The transcript is spliced from 21 exons. The record is from RefSeq and is a predicted model, not a curated record.
UCAGAAUGCCUGGACUCUACAAUGCCUCCACCUGGGUGCAGCUCCCUCUAGAGGCUUCUUCUAUAAGUGCCUGUGCCAAUGGAUACAGCUUCGGAAUCGCUGCACAUCUCACCUACCUAAACACGAACAGUGACUCUGUGCACGCCAUGUUUAUAUACCUACUGGAGGAGGGAGAGGUGGUGACGAAUUUUGAGGCAAUCAUUGGCAACCGCAAAGUUCAAGCUCAGGUCCAGAGCCAAAUCCGAAUGGAGGAUUGCUGCUCGGAGUGCCAGUGGGAGUCCAUACCUUGCUUCUGUCCCAAUGGUCACAUUGUGUUGGACGCAGACACAGCACAUGAUUUGUUUGCCCUCAGCGUGGGAGUACUUCCCCCUUAUACCGUUCUGAAUGUGACCUUGCGAACCAGUCGAGAGCUGCACACCCUUCCGAGCGGAGCCGUGCGUGUGAUCCUCAACUCCACACUCACACCCUUGGCCCCUGAGCCAGGGACUGCCAGCGAACAGGGGGAGGGUCUGUGUGACGACAGCCCAACCAGUUGUUUUGGGGGUGUGAGUGGUGCUGGAGGAAACUCUUGGGUUCUGCUUCCUGAUUCCUCACCCCAAAUGCAGCCUCCAGGUCGCUCCAAUUCCCUGUCUGCUGCUCUCACUGGGCCAGCCACCAAUCCACAACAUUACCAGUUCAGCUUUCGUCUGAAGGUCCAAGGUCCAUGCCUGUUGGCAGGUAUAGAGAGUCCGUCACAUGCACUCCGAGCUGAUGCAAGCCCAUUUGCUGUCUCAGCCUCCUCAGUAUGGAUCAGUCUGGCCGAGGAAUACAAGUGCGACAGAGCUGUAGAGAUAAUUCUGCACCCCAGUGAACCACAUCUCCCGCACUUGUCUCUUGAGCGAGGAGCCAAAACCUUCUUGCAGUAUGAGAUGCAGAUUAAGCAAAGAAAAGAUUUUAUCCGUGCAAUCAAGAAAUCCAGUGACCCAGAGAAACAAGUUAACUUUGUGCGAAGACGUUUCCACAAGGAUCUCCACCUCACUCCAGUCCUGAUGCUGAACUUCUGUCCUGACUUAUCUGCCCUCAGUUCCUUGAGCUCUGACCUCCCUAAUGUGACUCGGGAGGUCAUAUUCCUUUUGCAUCAUGUAGAAGAGCCCUCCCGCAAUUUUCGGGAUGCUAUUCUGCUGGCAGUGAGGAGUUUACCUGCACGCACUUUACUGAAUGUAGCAGGUGGCAUGUUUGACAGCAAGACCUUGUUCCCCACCAGCAGGCAAUGCAGCAACGAGUCCCUGGACAUGGCAUGUGAUUACAUACAGAGGGGCAGUUUGUAUGGCACCGCCAGUAAUCUGUAUUCCGUGUUAAGUCGGAUCCUGGCACUCCCAGUGCAUCGUGGAUACCCACGACAACUCUUCCUUUUUAUGGACCAUACUGCCAGUUGUCCUGGCAAAAUCAUGGAGUUGCUAAGAAGGCAUGUAAAGACCACGAGGGUGUUUGGUAUUGGUCUUGGCUCCACUGCAGAUCACCAACUUCUUCAGAAAGCUGCCGGUGUAAGCAGAGGGACAGUAGAAAUGAUCAGUGAAGGGGAGAGACUUCAACCCAAACUAAUUAAGUCCCUGAAAAAGGCACUGGAACCGGCCCUAAGUGACAUCACGAUAGAUUGGUACAUGCCAGACACCAUGGAGGCACUGUUAACUCCCCAUGAUAUUGCUUCACUCUACCCUGGGGAUUCUCUUAUUGGCUACUGUGCUCUGUAUCAUACAGCCAGCUUUCGUUGCUCAAGGAUUAUGGGCCAGAGGCCCAGGGGUGGCUCAUUCAGCUCUGUAUUCCAAUCUCAGGAUGAUUCAAAGAGUACUGGGGUCACUGAAACAAGUUGCUCAAAUCCCUCGACAGAUGAUGUAGGACGUGCACUUCAGGAAAUAUCUCAGGAGAUCUCAAUGGAAUUCUCAGCAUGUGCAGAGGACGCAGAGAGAAGUGGUGAGGGAGUUCCAUUAAGUGAUAUUAGAAAGCGAAUUGUUCAGUCAUCCUAUGUGCAAGACCAAUAUAUUCUCACUCACUGCUCUGUGAGUACUGAUCCAACCCAGGCACAGGUGCCACCAUCGGUUUGCAGUGAUCCCACUCAAGCUCCCACCUAUGGAUCAACCAGCAGUGAGUCAGUUGGGUCCCGAGAUGCUGCGUUUGAGGAGUGCACCACCCCUUGCCCUGCCUUUGACUCUCAGCAGGCACAGAAAAGUAUAUCACUAAGUGAAGGGGCACAAGGCCCAAAGAAGAACUCCACCUCUUCCUGUAAGCCCCCCCUAACACAGAGUUCAGAGGAGCUAGUCAGACGAAAAGCCCUGAUUAAAUCAACUAUGUCUGGCCGGAGUUUCUCUUCCCCUCAUGGAGAGUUGGACAUGAUGCGACUACGCAAUGUCUUUGAUAAGGUGUCUCAGAACCGAAAUCCUGAUAUGGAUGUGAGAAACUCUCAUGGGGAGAGCCUUGCUGACUCAUGUCAGAUUCUCUCUCCUUCCAACCUGGAUUGGGACAUGUUGGUCGAUGCGCAGUACCUUUUCUCGGCAUCUCCUUGUGUAGAAGGAGGGACUGCAGGAUCCAGGGCAAGCAGUGGUUCUGUGUGGCAAUGCCGGGCUGUGAUUCGUGGUUUUAUAGGGGGUAGAAGCCUCUCUUGGGAGACUUCAGUUAGCCUGGAGUCCCUUCUUAACUGUACAACUGAAGAGACUACUGCCAACCUUGAGGAAGAGGUGGACUGUGACCUACAUCACUUGGCUGCACGCUCUGUCAUUGAGGACAAUGAGGACAUGGCUUGGAGAGAAUGUGAUAUUGAACAUGGUUCCCCUCGUAGAUUUCGCUUGAAAGCUGUUCAAACUAGUAAAUCUUGCUCACAGAUCUCCAGAUUUACUUUCCACGUUCCUAUUGACCCCAGUACUCAGGAUAAUCUACCAGCGCAAAUAACCGUGUGCAAAGGUGGACGCAGUAAACGAGGCCUAAGGUCAAACUCAGGAAGUUUUGGUCAAGGGGACAGUAGGCGUUCAGAAAUAUUUGAAACUACAGGUGAAGCUCCUUCCUUCCCACAUUCUUUGGCUUCAGACACAAACUUAGAAAGGCAGCAAUGCAAAGAAGGUCAAAUUCUUAAUGUUUCUGGCUCACAAAAAUCUUCAGAUGCAUCACUGAGCUCAAGGAUCAGCCUUGGUAAAAGAAGGAUCCGUAGCAUAUCUGGAAAAUUACCCCCUCUGAAGCCACCAUGUAUUAGUGGAAACAAGGAGAGUUGCUCAGAUCAUGGUAUCCAAGACUACCUCCCUUUGAUAAGUUUGCAAUCCCCAGAAGGAUAUUUCACGCUAAACAAUAGCUUUUCCAGUAUGGUUCAGAUAUCUCUCCAGCGACUCCUUCGUGCCUCACCCUACAGCUCUCAUCGUGGUAGCCUAAGUCCAGUGUCUGAGCCAUUGCCCCAGGACCAAUCAGAAGUUUUUAGAGGUGGAGCACAGACUUACAAAAGGGGUUCCCAACCCCAAGUUCCAGUUACCCAAGACUCCCUUUUCCUUCCUAUACUUACAACAUCAUGUCCCGAAGCGCUGUGUCAUCAGGCAGAUAGUGGACGUGGGUCAGAGACUGACCCAUGUGACACUUCCCCAUGUCCUUCUGAAGCUGGCACUGAGCAGGAUAUGGAUCUAGAAGGAUGUUCUUGGGCCACGGCUGUUGCUCUUGCAUGGCUAGAGCAUCGCUGUGCUGGCUUUUUUACAGAAUGGGAGCUAUUGGCAGCACGGGCAGAGGGAUGGCUUCGGGCACAAACUCUGACUGAAGGGCUACAGUUGCCUGUUCUUAAAGGAGCUGCUCGUCAUCUCUUCUUGUUGCUUCGUCACUGGGAUGAAAACCUCAACCUCAACAUGCUUUGCUAUAAGCCAGGUGAUGUCUGA